AUUCCGGGCUUUCCAGAAUUUGUUGCUGUUGGAAUGGUGGAUGAAGUCCAGUUCAUUCUCUAUGAUGGCAAAAGUCAGCAAGCUGUCUUUAAACAGGACUGGAUGGAGGCUAUGAAUGCCAAUGAUCCUCAGUAUCUCCAGAGGCAGACACAAAUCGGACAGGGUACUCAACAAUCUUUCAAAGCCAAUAUCGACAUAGCGAAGGAGCGACUCAAUCAGACAGCAGGUGUGCACACAUUCCAGUUCAUGUAUGGCUGUCAGUGGGAUGAUGAAACUGAAGACAUAAACGCAUUUCGGCAGUACGGUUAUGACGGAGAGGACUUCAUCUCCUUUGAUGUGAAGACCAUGCAGUACACUGCUCCAGUGCAGCAGGCCUUCCCAACCAAACUGAAGUGGGAGAACUCACCGGGACAACUCGAUUUUAUGAAAAACUACCUCAGCAAUGAGUGUGUUGAGUGGCUCAAGAAAUAUGUUAACUAUGGGAGAAGCUCUCUGGACAGGAAAGUGGCUCCUGAGGUCUCCCUGCUGCAGAAGGGCUCUGAGGUGGCGUGCCAUGCCACAGGCUUCUACCCAGACUCAGUGAUGAUCGCCUGGAAGAAGAACGGACAGGAGAUGGAUGAUGAUGUGGAUGUGGGGGAGACCCUGCCCAACGAGGAUGGAACCUUCCAGAAGAGAGCUGUACUCACCGUCUCACCUGAGGAGAGGAAGAAUGCCCAGUACUCCUGCGAGGUCACACACAAGAGCGGAGAACCCAUUAAUGAGGUCUUGGAUGAAGCGAAGUUGAUCCGCAGCAAUGGGGAUUCUGGCAUUGGCAUGGGCGUGAUCAUUGGCAUCAUUGCUGCUGUUCUCGUGGUUGGCGGAGCUAUUGCUGGCAUUGUUGUCAUGGUGUUGAAGAAGAAGGACUAUGAGAAGGCAUCAUCGCACGGUGACACCAACUCUGACAUCUCCAACCCCAACCCCAUUGUCCGGACUGCUGAAACCGAGAAACUUAACGCCGACCCCUCUGUGUGAAGAGUGAAGGGCCCAGCCAUGGCUCAAUCAGCUGGGCACUGGUGUGCUACUGUCCGGCUCAAGUAAUUUGCAGAGACCUAAUCUCUCCCCACUCGCUUCCUGUCACCCUCUACCUGUCCUGUCACAAAAAUAAAGGCGUAUGCCUUGUUCACACCAAGCGACGGAAGUCAUGAUUUCUCUAUGGAGGGUGCGCAACCAGAGCGAAUUCGCCAGGGGCGAAGGGAACUGAGUGAACAGAGGAAAUUUCAACAAUUAAAGUCAAGCUAAUAUUAUGGUAAUGAGCUAUGACGCGGUUUGGCAAAAAAAAACAAUUGGAAUGUUCCUCUCCAAGCCAGAGCCGUUAUGUGAUUAGCUAAAUCAAACAUGUCAAUGUAACUUAUCGAGCAAAUUCAUGGAGAAACCUCUUCUGCUACUUUCACGACAAGGCAGCGUAGGUCGUUCUUGGUGUGGACAAGGUAUUAAAGCCCCAAAAAAAUCUUUGAAGAGUGAGGAGUGCUGAAGGAAAAUCAUUCAGCACAAAUCAACUGAUGUAGAUACUUGUAUAUAUUUAUAAACUUACAAGAUGACUUGUUUGAUUUUUUUCCCAGCAAUAGACCAUUCACUUUUUGCUGACUGGGGUUUAUUUGCACUAUUGUUAUUUUCCAUGACAGUGGUCCAAAUUGUGGAAUAGUCGUCUGUAAGCCAAUUCAUGUCUAUGAGACAAUCUUUGAAGACAUUAUUUUGAGUACCUGAAUGAGUUGGUGAUUCUUGUUUGGUUCUCUGGUUAGCUUACUUUUUGGAUUUGUUUGUGCAAUGUUUUGUAAUGUUUUGACAUUUUCAACAAGCGCAACUUUCUUUCACUUUUCAACAUUAAACUAAAUUGGUGGUGGUGGCAAAUGCAGUAGUGUGGAUUCUUAUGGAAUCCACAAAUGUAAGGUUUCAUUUUUAAAGUACAUGUUUAAUUUCUCUAUCCGGAACGCCAUUGCAUCAAGAUAUAGCUUAAGGAACUCACAAGAAAAUGUGGACAUCCUGAUCAGAUUACUAAAUUGUAUGAUCGAUUUCCAGUUUUAAAAACAAAUAAAAUAAAAGGUACCCAUUUGGAAA
Molecule: messenger RNA, 2094 nt
Organism: Engraulis encrasicolus (European anchovy)
Lineage: Eukaryota; Metazoa; Chordata; Actinopteri; Clupeiformes; Engraulidae
Product: class I histocompatibility antigen, F10 alpha chain-like
Exons: 7
Coding region: 34-1011 (325 amino acids)
Biological process (GO): immune response
Cellular component (GO): external side of plasma membrane
Source: RefSeq, a predicted model, not a curated record